This is a messenger RNA of Olea europaea var. sylvestris, 562 nucleotides long. RefSeq names its product metallothionein-like protein type 2. The record is from RefSeq and is a predicted model, not a curated record. Gene Ontology annotation, molecular function: metal ion binding. The transcript is spliced from 3 exons. NCBI's taxonomy places the organism in Eukaryota, Viridiplantae, Streptophyta, Magnoliopsida, Lamiales, Oleaceae. Bases 86 to 337 code for a protein of 83 amino acids.
UCUCCUCCAUGCCCUAUAAAUAAAGGUUUUUGAUCAAUCCUUCAAUUUCUCAUCACAUCUUCUUGUAAAUUUCAGACAAAACAAAAUGUCUUGCUGUGAAGGAAACACUGGUUCUGGAUAUAGCUCCAAGUGUGGUAAUGGUGGCGGAGGGUGCAAUAUGUACACCGACUUGAGCUAUACGGAGGCUACCGCUGCCACCACCGAGACCGUCGUCCUCGGAGUAGCACCACAGAAGACACAUUUUGAGGGAUCCGAGUCAGAGAUGGGUGCUGCUGCAACUGAGAACGGAUGCAAGUGCGGUGAUAAUUGCACUUGCAAUCCAUGCAAUUGCAAAUGAAGCAAAAACUUUGAAUUCAGGAUUUGAAGCAGAGAUGAAGAGAAGAUAAGUCUUAAUAUUAUGCGUGUCUAGAUAAAUAAUCAUCACUAGUAGAUGAUGAUAAUAAAUAUGUGCCUGUAUUUAUCGUUUUGAUGAGAGGUUGGUGUCUAGCUUUUGUAUAAAUUAAUAUUAGUGUGUAAUCUCAUAUAUGCUUGAUUAUAAUAAUAAAAACUAAUUUCUUAUAUA